AUGAAUGCCCGUAUGACUGGUGCCAACGUGACGCUGGAAGACUUGAAAGUGAAGGUGGAAAAUGCGCUGUUAAUUGACGAGAAACCUGGUUUUUUAAGCUCGCUUUCCAGCCUGGCUCAAGCAAAGAACGAUAGAGAACAAGACCAAACAGCCGAUGAAGAGCGGUACACGUUGCUUUUCUUUACGUGGGAGAUAGGCUGCGGAUACCUUGACGACGACUCCCUCCAGGUUCUCGCAAAAGUGGAGAAUCGAUUUAAAGAGGCCCCAAACAUUUCUGAUUGGUUGGGUCUCUCAAACAUUAAAGCUGAAGCCGUUAUAAUGGACUGGAUGGUUGGAGAAUAUGAUCACGUUUCGAGUGUGCGUGUUAAAAGACAAGCGUUUCAGGGAUACCAGCCAAUUUAUCCAUCCCGCACGGCAGGUGCUGUCACCGAAGCCUCUGGCUUGUCACCAUCUGAUCUAAGAGAAACACUUUUUUUGUCUUCUAACUCAAACUUGCCUGUCCUAGUACAACCGGUUGUACCAAUUGAAAUAACCGUUCAACAGAUAUCGAACAUCAAAAUACCUCCCAACACAUUUCGUUCCACUGAUGGGACAAAACUACAAUUGCGAUUGUAUGAACACAUUUAUCCUAUUCAGUUUGGACUGGAUUUUAAAGAUCCUUCUGCUGCAACGGGUCGUGAAAUUGGUAGCAACGGGGCAAGUUGGAUUUCUUUUGAUGCGACCAACGAAAUCCUUCGCCUCCGUCCAUACCCCGAGCACGAAGGUACACACAAAUUCGUCCUCUGUGCCUACAACAUCGCAAACGGUCGCGCGUGCACCCAGGAUGAUGCCAUUAUUAAAACCAUGCUGACUGCUUCAGCUGCUUUCGAUAGCGGUUUGGGCACUGCCAACAUCAACGUUCGAGUGAAACCACCAACUCCUAUUAAGAAGAGUUCCAUCGUUCACGUACCUCCAGAUACUGUAAAAUUAAUGUCUAGAGAGGAUCUGAGGUCGCCUGUGCGUGAAUUUCUAUGCGAGUGCAAACGCAGUGAAUACAUUGCCUUACUCACGCAAGAAAGUGGUUUGAAUUAA
Messenger RNA from Hydatigera taeniaeformis, 1071 nucleotides. The record is from the annotation of a GenBank genome assembly. Lineage: Eukaryota; Metazoa; Platyhelminthes; Cestoda; Cyclophyllidea; Taeniidae.